This is a messenger RNA of Colletotrichum navitas, 1077 nucleotides long. RefSeq names its product aldo-keto reductase. NCBI's taxonomy places the organism in Eukaryota, Fungi, Ascomycota, Sordariomycetes, Glomerellales, Glomerellaceae. The transcript has a single exon. The coding region runs from base 1 to 1077 and encodes 358 amino acids. The record is from RefSeq and is a predicted model, not a curated record.
AUGUCUGCGCCGCCUGUACCCGCGUCUGUUCAAAAGAGCCUCGAUGCAACCAAGGUCGAGUAUGUUAGCCUUGGAACCUCCGGCCUCAAAGUCUCUGUUCCUAUCCUGGGUGGCAUGUCUUUUGGAUCCAGUGAAUGGCAAAAUUGGGUACUCGAUGAGGAGGAAUCUUGCGAGAUCCUCAAGGCUGCCUACGACCGCGGCAUCAACACCUGGGACACCGCCAACAUGUAUUCCAACGGCGUGAGCGAGAAGGUCAUUGGCAAGGCAAUCAAAAAGUACAACAUUCCCCGCGAAAAGCUUGUCCUCAUGACGAAGUGUGCUAUGCCCGUGGGAGAGGAUGUCAGCUUGUUCACUCCCAUGUACGCGCAGCAAAUGGGACAAAGCAAGGACUAUGUCAACCAAGGCGGGCUCUCCCGCAAGACCAUUUUCAAGGCUGUUGAUGACGCCCUCGAUCGCCUCGGAACGACCUACAUUGAUCUGUUCCAGAUCCACCGCUUCGACCCAGCCACGCCCAUUGAAGAGACCAUGAAAGCCCUCCACGACCUCGUUCAGGCCGGCAAGAUCCUCUAUAUCGGCGCUAGCUCCAUGUGGGCGACUCAAUUCGCCCAAAUGCAAUUCACUGCCGAGAAGAACAGCUGGACAAAGUUCGUCAGUAUGCAGAACUUCUACAACCUUCUCUACCGUGAAGAAGAGCGUGAGAUGAUCCGCUUCUGCAAGGAGACGGGCGUCGGCAUCAUCCCUUGGUCUCCGCUCUUCGGCGGAGCCCUGGGAAGGUCACUGAAGUCAGAGAAGGCAAGCAUUCGCUCGCAAGCCAAGGGUCUGACGUGGCCUGAUCUUACGGAGGCGGAUAAGAACAUCAUUCGCAGGGUCGAAGAGGUAGCCGAGAAGAAAGGAUGGAGUAUGAGCCAUGUUGCGCUUACCUGGAUCAGGUGCAAGGGCGGCAUUCCAAUCACGGGUUUUAACACCAUUGAGAGGAUUGAUGAGGCUGGGCAGCUGCGCGGAAAGACGUUAACAGAAGAUGAGGUGAAGUACCUGGAGGAACCUUACAUCCCUAAGAACGUCGUAGGGCACAACUAG